GCGCCCUCGCCUGCCUGCCUGCCUUCGCGGAGCAGCCAAACCCCCACCUCCCCUUGCGCGCGCGCGUGUGUAUAUGUGUGUGUGUGUGUGUGGGGCGCAGGCAGCGGCUCCCUUCUCUGCCGCCGGACCCACAGCGUGCCCCCUCCCACAUCCCCUCCCCUUUCCUUUCCCUUUUUUUAUAAUUUAAACCUCAGGAGCUUUCCUGCGCUUCUCUCUCUUUAUUUUUGGGAGUCCCCCCCCUUUCUUCCUCUCUGAGAGGGCUGUUCCCCCCCCAAACCCCCACAAUGGCUCAGAUACUCCCCAUAAGAUUCCAGGAGCACUUUCAGCUCCAAAAUCUUGGAAUUAAUCCAGCAAACAUUGGAUUCAGUACCUUAACAAUGGAAUCUGAUAAAUUCAUAUGUAUUCGAGAAAAAGUUGGUGAGCAAGCACAGGUUGUGAUCAUAGACAUGAGCGAUCCAACCACUCCUAUCAGGCGCCCAAUCUCUGCAGAAAGUGCCAUCAUGAAUCCAGCUUCUAAAGUAAUUGCUCUGAAAGAUGCGGGGAAAACACUCCAGAUCUUUAACAUUGAGAUGAAAAGCAAAAUGAAAGCACACACGAUGGCAGAGGAAGUGAUCUUCUGGAAAUGGAUUUCUGUGAAUACCGUUGCCUUAGUGACAGAGACUGCAGUUUAUCACUGGAGUAUGGAAGGAGACUCUCUGCCCCAAAAGAUGUUUGACAGGCACGCCAGUCUUGCAGGCUGCCAAAUCAUCAAUUACAGAACCGAUGAAAAUCAGAAGUGGCUGCUCCUGAUAGGAAUCUCUGCCCAGCAAAAUCGUGUGGUUGGUGCCAUGCAGCUGUACUCAGUGGAUCGAAAAGUUUCCCAGCCUAUAGAGGGACAUGCAGCAGCCUUUGCAGAAUUCAAAAUAGAAGGCAAUGCCAAGCCUUCCACCCUCUUCUGUUUUGCUGUGCGAAGCCCUGCAGGAGGCAAGCUGCAUAUAAUUGAAGUGGGUCAACCUGCUGCUGGAAACCAGCCCUUUGUCAAGAAAGCUGUUGAUGUCUUUUUCCCUCCAGAGGCUCAAACGGAUUUCCCAGUGGCAAUGCAGAUUGGAACAAAGCAUGGUGUUAUCUAUCUGAUCACAAAAUAUGGAUAUAUUCAUAUGUAUGACUUGGAAUCUGGAGUAUGCAUCUACAUGAACCGUAUUAGUGCAGAAACUAUCUUUGUAACUGCACCUCAUGAACCUACCUCAGGAAUUAUUGGUGUAAAUAAAAAAGGACAGGUACUCUCUGUUUGUGUGGAGGAAGAUAACAUUGUAAAUUACGCCACCAAUGUUCUCCAGAAUCCUGAUUUGGGUCUGCGCAUGGCGAUCAGGAGUAACUUAGCUGGGGCGGAAGAACUCUUUGCCAGGAAAUUUAAUACACUUUUUGCACAGGGAAAUUAUGCAGAAGCGGCUAAAGUGGCGGCAUCUGCACCAAAGGGAAUCUUGCGCACAAGUGAUACCAUCCGAAAGUUCCAGAGUGUACCAGCCCAGCCUGGGCAGGCCUCUCCCUUGCUCCAGUACUUCGGGAUCCUCCUCGAUCAAGGCCAGCUCAAUAAAUUUGAGUCCCUGGAACUCUGCCGUCCUGUUCUUCAGCAAGGCCGCAAGCAGCUUUUAGAAAAAUGGCUAAAAGAAGACAAGCUGGAAUGCUCUGAGGAGCUAGGAGACUUGGUGAAGGCUGCUGACCCAACCCUUGCCCUCAGUGUUUAUCUCCGUGCGAAUGUACCAAACAAAGUAAUUCAGUGUUUUGCAGAAACUGGUCAAUUCCAGAAAAUAGUUCUUUAUGCCAAAAAGGUUGGUUAUACUCCGGAUUGGAUUUUCUUAUUGAGGAGUGUGAUGAGGGUCAGCCCAGAUCAGGGUCUUCAGUUUGCUCAGAUGUUGGUACAGGAUGAAGAGCCACUAGCCAACAUCAAUCAGAUUGUUGAUGUAUUCAUGGAGAACAGUUUGAUUCAGCAGUGUACCUCCUUUUUGUUGGAUGCCUUGAAAAAUAACCGUCCAGCCGAAGGCCACCUCCAGACUCGUCUGCUUGAGAUGAACCUCAUUCAUGCUCCACAGGUUGCAGAUGCUAUCCUGGGAAACCAGAUGUUCACACAUUAUGACCGUGCCCACAUCGCCCAACUUUGUGAAAAGGCAGGCUUGUUACAGAGAGCAUUGGAGCACUACACUGAUCUUUACGACAUCAAGCGAGCUGUUGUUCAUACCCAUCUUUUGAACCCAGAGUGGCUUGUGAACUUCUUUGGCUCUCUGUCAGUUGAAGAUUCUGUUGAGUGCCUACGUGCUAUGCUGUCCGCCAACAUCCGACAAAACCUACAGCUCUGUGUGCAAGUGGCGUCUAAAUACCACGAGCAGCUGGGCACCCAGUCUCUUGUGGAGCUGUUUGAAUCCUUUAAAAGUUACGAAGGGCUGUUUUAUUUCCUGGGCUCUAUUGUAAACUUCAGUCAAGACCCAGAUGUCCACUUUAAGUAUAUCCAGGCAGCUUGCAAGACUGGCCAAAUCAAAGAGGUAGAAAGAAUCUGCCGAGAAAGCAAUUGUUAUAAUCCAGAACGGGUGAAGAACUUUCUGAAGGAAGCUAAGCUCACAGACCAGCUUCCCCUGAUAAUCGUCUGUGACAGAUUUGACUUCGUCCAUGACCUGGUUCUCUAUUUGUACCGUAACAACUUGCAGAAAUACAUUGAGAUCUAUGUUCAAAAGGUAAACCCAAGUCGUAUUCCAGCCGUGGUUGGAGGGCUUCUAGAUGUAGAUUGUUCUGAAGAUGUUAUCAAGAACUUGAUCAUGGUGGUGAGAGGCCAGUUCUCAACAGAUGAACUGGUAGCUGAAGUGGAAAAAAGAAAUAGGCUUAAGCUGCUGCUGCCCUGGCUCGAGUCUCGAAUUCAUGAAGGCUGCGAAGAACCAGCGACACACAAUGCACUGGCUAAAAUCUAUAUUGACAGCAACAACAACCCAGAACGCUUUCUGCGGGAGAACCCCUUUUACGACAGCCGUGUUGUGGGCAAAUACUGUGAAAAGAGGGACCCACACUUGGCAUGUGUUGCUUAUGAGAGGGGGCAGUGUGACCUUGAACUCAUAAAGGUCUGCAAUGAGAACUCCUUGUUCAAGAGCGAAGCUCGCUAUCUGGUGCGCAGGAAAGAUCCAGAACUGUGGGUAAACGUUCUGGAGGAAAACAAUCCAUUCAGGAGGCCGCUCAUUGAUCAGGUUGUCCAAACUGCAUUGUCAGAAACACAGGAUCCAGAGGAGGUUUCUGUGACUGUCAAAGCUUUCAUGACAGCCGACUUGCCCAAUGAGCUCAUUGAGCUACUGGAAAAGAUUGUUUUGGAUAACUCUGUCUUCAGUGAGCACAGGAAUCUUCAGAAUCUCCUAAUACUGACGGCCAUUAAAGCAGACCGAACACGCGUGAUGGAGUAUAUAAACCGCCUAGACAACUAUGAUGCCCCAGAUAUUGCAAAUAUUGCUAUUAGCAAUGAGCUGUACGAAGAAGCUUUUGCCAUCUUUCGGAAAUUCGAUGUGAAUACUUCUGCAAUUCAGGUGUUGAUAGAACACAUUGGCAACUUGGAUCGUGCUUAUGAAUUUGCCGAGAGAUGUAAUGAACCAGCAGUUUGGAGCCAGCUGGCCAGAGCACAGCUCCAAAAGGACUUGGUGAAGGAAGCCAUAGAUUCUUACAUAAAGGCUGACGAUCCUUCUGCCUACAUGGAAGUUGUCCAGGCAGCCAACAGAAAUGAUAACUGGGAGGAUCUGGUUAAAUUUUUACAAAUGGCUAGGAAAAAAGCAAGGGAAUCUUACGUCGAGACUGAACUUAUAUUUGCCUUGGCAAAAACUAAUAGGCUCUCGGAGCUAGAAGAGUUUGUCAGCGGCCCCAACAACGCUCACAUACAGCAGGUUGGCGAUCGCUGUUAUGAGGAGGGCAUGUACGAUGCGGCCAAACUUCUCUACAACAAUGUGUCUAACUUUGCUCGCCUGGCAUCUACGCUGGUUCAUCUUGGGGAGUACCAGGCAGCUGUUGAUAGUGGCCGCAAAGCCAACAGCACCAGGACGUGGAAGGAGGUGUGCUUUGCAUGUGUGGAUGGAAAGGAGUUCCGGCUUGCGCAGAUUUGUGGCUUACACAUAGUAAUCCAUGCUGAUGAGCUUGAAGAGCUGAUCAGCUAUUAUCAGGAUCGCGGAUACUUUGAAGAGCUGAUUGCCCUCUUAGAAGCUGCUCUGGGCCUCGAGCGUGCCCACAUGGGGAUGUUCACUGAACUUGCCAUCUUGUACUCUAAAUACAAACCUCAGAAGAUGAGAGAGCACCUGGAAUUGUUUUGGUCCAGAGUCAACAUUCCCAAGGUGCUUCGGGCAGCGGAACAGGCCCAUCUUUGGGGAGAGCUGGUUUUCCUCUACGACAAAUACGAAGAAUAUGACAACGCAAUAAUUACAAUGAUGAACCACCCUACCGAUGCAUGGAAGGAAGGGCAGUUCAAGGACAUAAUUGCAAAGGUGGCCAAUGUGGAGCUGUAUUACAAAGCGCUGCAGUUUUACUUGGAUUAUAAACCACUGCUGAUCAAUGAUCUCCUCCUGGUAUUAUCUCCAAGGCUGGAUCACACCAGGACGGUCAGCUUCUUCUCCAAGGUUAAUCAGCUGCCUCUAGUGAAACCUUACCUGCGCUCAGUCCAGAAUCAUAAUAAUAAAGGAGUCAAUGAAGCGCUGAACAAUCUUCUGACAGAGGAGGAGGACUACCAGGGCUUGCGAGCAUCCAUUGAUGCUUACGACAACUUUGAUAACAUUACACUGGCUCAGCGUCUAGAGAAACAUGAGUUGAUUGAAUUCAGACGCAUUGCCGCUUACCUGUACAAAGGCAAUAACAGAUGGAAGCAGAGUGUGGAGCUCUGCAAGAAAGAUCGCUUAUAUAAGGAUGCUAUGCAGUAUGCCGCAGAAUCCAAAGAUGCUGAGCUGGCAGAGAAACUGCUUCAGUGGUUUCUGGAAGAAGACAAGAAAGAGUGUUUCGCAGCUUCUCUCUUCACAUGUUACGACUUGUUGCAUCCGGACGUGGUCCUUGAGCUGGCAUGGAGGCACAACAUUAUGGACUUUGCGAUGCCUUAUUUUAUCCAGGUGAUGAGGGAGUACCUGACCAAAGUUGAUGGUCUGUUUAAUAAGGUGGAUAAACUUGAUGCUUCUGAAAGCCUAAGGAAAGAAGAGGAACAAGUAACUGAACCCACUCCAAUAGUAUUUGGCCAGCAGCUGAUGCUAACGGCAGGCCCAAACGCAGUACCUCCACAGGCAAACUUCCCCUAUGGCUACACGGCGCCAGGAUUCACCCAGCCACCAGUUUACGGUUUCAAUAUGUAACUCGCGCUGCGAGACCUUUAACCGUCUUGGAUCAUCAUCUUCCCGUCCCUCUUUUUUUUUUACUUUUUCUCCAAGAAGGCACAGAUGACUCCCUGCGUUGGCUUGAAUGCCCUUUUCAGCCCACCCCUACCCCCCCCCCCCGGUUCAGAGACACCCAAAGGACACUGUGUUAUUUAUUGCUAUGUCCUGUUACAUUUCAACCUCAAAAGGCAGCUCUCCCCCCUCUCCUUUUAUCUUGUUGUCCGUUAGCGACAUUUCAAGGCUCUGUCUGAAGCGGAGGCAACGCUCCAACUAAAACCAACAACCCAGCAAUAACUUCUGGGGGCUAGGAGGAUUUCUGGUGGUGGUUUUGGGCGUUUUAGUGCUGCUUUUUCCCUCUCUCCCCUUUCCAGAGUCCUCUCUCUAGCCACGUGCAUGCCGGGGCGUCCUCUGGCACCAAGCUGUUAACGUGUUAAAAAGUACUGUAACAGAUGAAGCAGCAGAACCUUCCAACUGGUGGGAUAUAUGAAAAUUGUAUGUAACACACACCUUCUCCCCAUUUGUUUGUAGCGCUGUGCAGGAAAAAAAAGGAAAUAAAAAGUGUAUUUGGAGGCGACGGGGGAGAGGUGACACAGUUUACAGAAUGUUGAAAAGAAAAAAAAAAGCAUCUAUGCCUUCUGGAUUUUUUUUGUGUUUUUCUUUUCUUUUUUUUAAAAAAAAACCUUCCUUGGAGAAUAAAUUGGAUCAUAUCUCAGA
This is a messenger RNA of Podarcis muralis (Common wall lizard), 6062 nucleotides long. NCBI's taxonomy places the organism in Eukaryota, Metazoa, Chordata, Lepidosauria, Squamata, Lacertidae. The record is from RefSeq and is a predicted model, not a curated record.